CAAAUCUCCCUCUCACAUAAAUCAAUUGACGUUACCGGUAAUACAUUAAUAAUAAUUGCAUCGAAUCAUGCUUCAUAAUCGACUACUCCACGGUCGGCAUGUACGAACGGGAUACCGAGGAAAACUGGCUGGGUCGCCGUUUGAUUUCUUGAUUUCUAAUCGUGCUCAUCAUCGUGAGUAAUCAUCGGCUUCCUCGGCUUCCUCGUUCUAACCCUUGCAUUUUUUGGUGCAUCAUGUGUUGAUUUUCUUCGCAGUAUAUGUAGUUCUUAUGUUUGUCCUCUCUAUUUUCGUCUUCUUUCACAUCAUCUUCAAGUACAAUCUGAUUGAUGUUCAAAGCGACGUUGUCCAGAAUGACCAAAUUUGAUAUUUCGAUUGUUUCCGACACCGUCUGCCCGUGGUGUUAUGUUGGAAAGCAAAAACUCGAGCAAGGAAUCACGGCAUACAAACAACGACAUCCCGAUUCCAAUGAUACAUUUAGUAUCACAUGGCAUCCAUUUUACCUUGCUCCAGAUGCGCCUACAACAGGUGUGGAUAAACGAGCAUACCUCCUUUCUCGCCUUGGAGAAGAGAGACUGACGGCAGUUAUUGGUCGACUUUCUGAAAUUGGAAAAGAUGUCGGUAUCGAUUUCAAGUUUGGAGGAAAGACAGGAGCUUCGAGAACUAGUCAUCGCCUUAUUCAACUGGGAAAGACAAAGUCGCCAGCCAUGGAAACAAAAGUAGUGGAAUCAUUAUUCAAGUCGUAUUUCGAAGAAGAAGGCGAUAUCACUAGUCAUGAAGUGUUGCGUAAUGCCGCAGUCCGAGCUGGUUUGGACGAGAUGGAAGUCAAUGAAUGGUUGGAGAGUGAGAAGGGGGGAGCAGAGGUUGAUAGGGAGGUUGAAGAGGCGAGGAGGAAUUCGAUUAGCGGGGUACCGAAUUUCACUGUCCAGGGAAAAUAUGAGAUUGGUGGUGCCCAAGACUCUGCAGUAUUCUUGAGGUUGUUUGAGAAGAUCAAGGAGAUGGAGGAAUCGUCGAAAGCUUAAGGGAAAAUGUAGCUGGGAACAUUAAUAAAGGGGAUUAAGAAAUUUAGUUGGUCAUACCCAUCCAUGGAUCGCAAGCUUAUUAGACACACCUGGGCAAACAAAUGAUUGAUGUUGAAACUCAC
Messenger RNA from Botrytis sinoallii, 1141 nucleotides. RefSeq lists its product as uncharacterized. Lineage: Eukaryota; Fungi; Ascomycota; Leotiomycetes; Helotiales; Sclerotiniaceae. The transcript has 2 exons. Gene Ontology annotation, molecular function: oxidoreductase activity. Bases 327 to 1019 code for a protein of 230 amino acids. The record is from RefSeq and is a predicted model, not a curated record.